Molecule: messenger RNA, 2280 nt
Organism: Lampris incognitus (smalleye Pacific opah)
Lineage: Eukaryota; Metazoa; Chordata; Actinopteri; Lampriformes; Lampridae
Product: fidgetin-like
Exons: 1
Coding region: 1-2280 (759 amino acids)
Molecular function (GO): microtubule severing ATPase activity; ATP binding; ATP hydrolysis activity
Source: RefSeq, a predicted model, not a curated record
AUGCAGUGGACCCCCGAGCACACCCAGUGGGCCGAGCAGCACUUCGACAUCUCCUCCACCACCCGCUCGCCGGCCCAUAAGGCCGAGGCCUACCGGGCGGUACCCGGCCACCUGCAGCGCUCCGCCGCCUACCAGUACGCCUGGGCCAAUGACGACAUCUCCGCCCUCACCGCCUCCAACCUGCUCAAAAAGUACGCCGAGAAGUACUCCGGCAUCCUGGAGAUGCCGGGCUCCUACCCUGAGGGCCCCGGGGUAAUGAACGGACGGAAGGGGGAGUCGGAGCCCUGGCAGGACGGCGUCUACCCCAUGAGCUGCAUCCCGGAGGGGGUCCCCGUCAGGAAGGGAGGGGUGGCGGCCGCCUCGGAGGUGGUGUCCGGACUCUGCAGCUCCCCGGGCCUCGCCUCCAGCACCCUGAGCGAGCCCAGCUUCUCCAGCAGCAGCUGCGGGAGCCACGCGGCCACCGCCCUCCACUCCUCCUCCGUGAGCUCUCAGGAAUAUGGCGCGGCCUACGGCGGCACCUACCUGCACGGUAGCUACAGCUCCCAGGCGGCUGGCGCACCUGCCCUGCCCUCCCCCCUGCACAGCUCCGGGCUGCUGCAGCCCCCACCUCCUCCCCCGCCGCCCUCCGCCCACCCCACCCUGGUUCCCGCCUACAACGGAGGUUCUCCCAACCUGUCGAAUUAUAAUUAUCCUCCUGCGGGCUACCCAGCUCAGAGUGCCGUGGGGCCUGGGUACAGCCCCGGGGGAGCACCGCCUCCGUCCUCAUACCUUCCUUCAGGCAUUGCCGCGCCCACGCCCCUGCCCCCUUCCUCUACUCUCCCCGGGUACCCUUACCAGAGCCACAACCUGCCUCCGAUUGCCCCUACCCCGCUCAAUGGCAGCUCCUCCAACUCGCUGAAGAGAAAAGCCUUUUACAUGACCGGCCAAGGAGAGGUCGACUCCUCUUACACCAAUUUCAGCUACAGCCAAGCUCGGAGCUCAGCGGAGAGCCCCAUGUACAGGGUAGCAGACAGCGGUGGCACCAAUGGGGGUUCCAACAGUGGUGGUGGUGGUGGUGGUGGUGGCGGCGGCGGCACAGGUGGGUUUGACAGGAGCACAGAGAAGUCGUCCUUACCUUUUAAUCCACAAAAGCAGUCCGCUAUGCCGUCAGAGCAGCGGAAGUACAGCAACCAGGCACCAGGUGGGUCUCUCACUCCACCCUCCUACGUAUCCUCCACUGUGGGAGGUUCCCGCUCCGCAGACUCUCUCACCAGCUUCACCUCCCCAUCCCUGAAUGAGCAAGGUACCGAAGAUCACCGCAUCCACCUCUCCCAUUCUGCACCGGGGCGAACGUCCUCCUCUCGGGCUGCAGAAGAGCAACUGAAGAGCAGUGACCCACACCUCCUGGAGAUGGUGACCUCUGAGAUUCUCCAGCAGGGCCCCCCGGUGGACUGGAGUGACAUCGCAGGUCUUGAGCUGGCGAAGGCCACCAUGAAGGAGGAGGUCCUGUGGCCCAUGCUGCGCCCGGACAUGUUCAGUGGUCUGGGGCCCGCUCCACGCUGCGUGUUGUUGUUUGGCCCAAGGGGGAGUGGUCGGACUUUGCUGGGCCGCUGCAUUGCCAGUCAACUCGGUGCGCCGUUCCUCCAGCUCAGUGGUUCCACGUUGGCUACCAAGUGGCUCGCCGAGGGCGAGAAGAUACUACGAGCGUCUUUCCUGGUGGCACGCUGUCGGCAGCCCUCCGUACUGUUCAUCAGCGAGGUGGACAUGCUACUGUCAGCUCAUCUUAGCGAGGAGAGCCCCGUUAACCGGCUGAAGGCCGAGCUUCUGGCCCAGCUCGACUCACUCCACCUGGGCUCAAGUGAGGACGGGGGGAGCCAAGUGUUGGUGGUCUGCUCCACCAGCCGGCCCCAGGACAUGGAUGAGGGGCUACGCAGGUACUUUGGUCGCAGGGUCCUGGUGCCCCUGCCAGAUGGCGCCGCUCGCCACCAGAUUGUGAACCAGCUCCUGUCCCAGUCCCAGCACAAGUACUGUCUGAGCGAGGAGGAGCUGGCGCUGCUGGUCCAGCGUACUGAGGGUUUCUCCGGCUUGGACCUGGCCAGACUUUGCCGGGAGGCCCUGGUAGGUCUGCUUCACGCCUCUGCGCAGGGCAUGGACAUGACAGGCAUGAUGCCGCGGGGACAGAUCAGGCCCCUCGCCUACCAGGACUUUGACAGUGUCUUUUGUAAAUUCCAAGCCAGUAUAUCACAGAAAGAGAUUGACACAUACACGGAGUGGAACAAAAUGUUCGGUUGCAGCCAGUGA